CCCCGGAUGUGGGCGGAACCUUGAGGUGCGGAGGGCCUCAGCUGCGGCUGUUUGGAGAGGCGGAACUAUGUCUUCUCCUUAAUUAUCAUGUGAGGGCCUAAGAAUUUAAUGGGGGGAAAAGUGUGGAAGAGGAUUAGGAUCCAAACUGGCGGAUUUCCCGACCUUCGCUGCCCUCUCGGCUCUCCGGCCAGCCGCUCUACCAGGGUGUGUCUCCCUUAUUUCAUCCCCGAAACAGCCUCUUUAAACUGUUUAAAUGAGAAUGUCCUUGGCUCAGAGAGUACUCCUCACCUGGCUUUUCACAUUACUCUUCCUCAUCAUGUUGGUGUUGAAACUGGAUGAGAAGGCACCGUGGAAUUGGUUCCUCAUAUUUAUUCCAGUCUGGAUAUUUGACACUAUCCUUCUUGUCAUGCUGAUUGUGAAAAUGGCCGGACGGUGUAAGUCUGGCUUUGACCCUCGACAUGGAUCGCACAAUAUUAAAAAAAAAGCCUGGUACCUCAUUGCAAUGUUACUUAAGUUAGCCUUCUGCCUUGCACUGUGUGCUAAACUGGAACAGUUUACUACCAUGAAUCUUUCCUAUGUCUUCAUUCCUUUAUGGGCCUUACUGGCUGGCGCUCUAACAGAACUUGGAUAUAAUGUCUUUUUUGUGAGAGACUGACCUCCGAGUACAUCGUCUCAUUUCUGUUGCUGUUCAACAAGCUAUACAGUAUUCCAAAUGUUUGCAAGUUUAAAGGAUAACAGAACUAAGGGAAAAUAUCAAGUGUAGUCUUAAACUACUAUGAAACAGGAUUGGUGUGGCACGAACUUGUAGCCAAUCCAAAGCUAAAUUAUUCAAAAUCUAAGUUGAUAUCUUUAUCCCUGUGUAAAUAAAGCUUGUUUCUGACCUCA
Messenger RNA from Mus musculus (house mouse), 885 nucleotides. It is a transcript of the gene Tmem60, whose product is annotated as transmembrane protein 60. The coding region runs from base 254 to 655 and encodes 133 amino acids. Lineage: Eukaryota; Metazoa; Chordata; Mammalia; Rodentia; Muridae. Gene Ontology annotation, cellular component: membrane. The transcript has 2 exons. The record is from RefSeq and is marked validated.